Lodderomyces pseudojiufengensis is the source of this 1356-nucleotide messenger RNA. RefSeq names its product tRNA 1-methyladenosine methyltransferase subunit. The record is from RefSeq and is a predicted model, not a curated record. Bases 1 to 1356 code for a protein of 451 amino acids. Gene Ontology annotation, cellular component: tRNA (m1A) methyltransferase complex; nucleus. The transcript has a single exon. Gene Ontology annotation, biological process: tRNA methylation. Lineage: Eukaryota; Fungi; Ascomycota; Pichiomycetes; Serinales; Debaryomycetaceae.
AUGAGUAAUGAUAAUAUAACUGUUGGACAACACGUUUUAAUACGGUUACCGUCAAACGGAUUGAAAAUUGUUCAAAUUCAAGACUCAGGUAUUAUUGGAUUGGGAAAAUUUGGACAUUUUGAAGUUUCUAAUAUACAUGGAUACCCUUUAGGAACUUCAUUUGAAAUAAUAGGAGACAAUGGAGUUCGAGUGAUCAAAAGUCUAACGGAUCAAACCAACAAUGUAAAUCAAGAAAUUGAAGAAAGUGAAGAAGUUCAAAAAACUGUUUUAACCCAGAUGUUCAGUAACAGUGCCGAAAACAAUCAAAACAUAAUCGAUAUUGGAUCCAAAAUUCAAUCUUUGACGAAGGAAGAUGUAGAUGAAUUAAAAAAAUCCGGAGCUUCAUCAGACAUAGGUCAACUAAUCAUCGAUAAAAUGAUUGCAGGUCAUGAAGGAUUUGAUAAAAAGACUAUUUUUUCACAACAAAAAUAUUUGAAAAGAAAGCAACAAAAGUUUUUGAGAAGGUUUACCGUGGAACCACUAACAUCAUCAAAUCUACUAGAAUAUUAUGUUGACAAAGAUCCUUCAAAAAUGUUGAACCUAAGUGUAGAUACUUUGGGAUUAAUCAUGACAUACGGUAACGUAAGACCUGGUGGAAAUUAUUUAGUGAUUGAUGAAACAGGAGGGGUUUUGGUGUAUGCAAUGCUCGAACGAAUGAAUCAACAAGGAUCUAUUAUUGUUUUGCAUGAAAAUGAGCAUGCCAAUUUGGUUGCUUUGAAAUAUUUAAAAGCUCUGGAAGAAAAUCUAAAUAAAGUUGUAAGGCCGGUAAAUUGGUUGCAAUUUGCCGAACCAGAGAAUGAAAAGAUAGAUUGGAAAGAUGAAGAUACCACAGUGAUGAAACCCAAAUACGUAGAGCACUACCUUAGGAAAAAACAGAAAGCAGCUAAUAUAAAUACAGUACUUGAUAUGGUUGUAAAAGGUAACUUUGAUGGAUUUAUUUCAAUGUCAACAUUAUAUAUACCUGACGUUUUGGAAUACAUAAUACCGAAAAUUGGAGGGUCAAGGCCAAUUGUUAUAUAUAAUCAAUACAAAGAGCUUUUGGCGGAGGUGCAACAAUUAUUCACAAAUGAUCGUAGGGUUCUAGCGUCGUCAAUACUUGAAACAAGAGUGAGACCUUAUCAAACUAUACCAGGAAGAAUGCAUCCUAUAAUGACGAUGAAAAGUUUAGGUGGAUAUGUACUAUGGGGUACUAAGGUUAUACCUGACGACUCAGUUCAAGCUCUUGGAAAAGGAGUUAAACGAAAGAGAGAAGAUUCAGAACAACCAAUUGAACCUCAGGUUGAAACAAAUUCUGUUGCAGUUAAGAUAGAGACAUAA